UUAGCUUUUUAUUGGAAAUGAUACUUGUUAUUAUCGUAUAACCCAUGAUACAGUGAAAAGCUCAUCUUGCAUAUGUUCAUACAGAUCAAUCAUUACACAAUGCAUUGAGGGAGGACAAGGUAAACAAAAAUGACAGCACAGAAUGAAGUGUAAAUGCUACAACGUGUUGUUCAGCUAAACGAUAAAGUACAAUAAGGCCGGUCUCAGGAUUAUAAAUAAAAGCCAUUUUCAGCUGAAGAACAUCGAAAAGGAAAGGCAGUAAUUUCUCUGUCAAUGUGAUUUAUUGUUUUGCCUGCAAACAGGAGGGGCAUUAGGACCUGGUAGAAUCCUUCCAAGCCAUGACUUCGCCGUAAAUAUAGCAGCUUCAUUACAGACAUUCACUUCAGUGGGAGUUCAAGGCAGCCUGCACAGAGAAGCACUUCAAGUGCAAGGAAUGCCAUUGUUAUUUGCGUGUUUGCCCCAACAUGGAAUGUCGCUGGGACUGAGACCUCCUCCAGGUAGACUCACCCUUCCACAAGGCGUCACUUUUUAUUGGUGGAGCUUGUGGACUCUCUCUUCCAAUGCUUCAUCUGUGCAAGCUCACUGACUCAUUGUUCAUCAGCAACUCGCGGUCGGCCUGUGAUGACAACCUCCUCUUGGGAGAGGGGGUGACAUUUUGCAUCAAUGUGUCAAAGCAGCAGCCCUUCCCGGGGCUGAGGGUGGGCACCCUGCGCAUCCCCGUCUUCGACGACCCUGCCGAGAACCUUUACAAGUACUUCGACAGGUGUGCCGAUGCCAUCGAAGAUGCUGGCAGGGCCGGCGGCAGGACCCUGGUGUACUGCAAGAAUGGACGCAGCCGCUCAGCGUCCAUCUGCAUCGCCUACCUCAUGAAAUGCAGGCACCUCUCUCUCCAAGAAGCGUUCGAGCAUUUGAAAUCAGUAAGGCCAUCUGUGGAGCCCAACGAAGGCUUCUGGGCCCAACUUCAAAGGUAUGAAAGUGAGCUUCAGUCCAGGCAGAGUGGGACUAUUUCUUCAGCCAAUGGAUGAAUACUUCAAGAAAGACUCCUGUCCCUGAAUUGAGAUAGUUACUUUGAGAUCUGCUUUACUGAUAUUGCAAGUGUAAAUUCCCAAUACUGCAAGUAGUCAAUUAUGAAGCCUUAUUUUGUUCACAGGUUCACUGAAAAAAUAUUUGUUAUUAAGAUUGUACCUGGUCACAGUGAGUCAUGAUAUUGUGGUUCUACCAUUGCUUGUGGUUAGGUUUUAACACCCUGUGCCAUUGCAGAACUAUUGAAAUGGAACAUAUUUGUUGUUGAAAAGUUUGACCAAAGGACUUGUCGUGACAAGGUUGUAGAGCAAGAGAACCAAUGUAUUUUUUUUAAGCCACUCAUGUGAACCUGCAUGAAAGAAUGGUUUUCUUAGCAACAAUUUGUAAUGGUUCAUUAAUUAUGAAAUUAAACUCAGGAAACACCUAUUGUUACUUCAAGCUUCCAAUUUUUAAGUCUCUUCUUACAACCUUUCUUGCCUCUUUGCAUUUGACACAUGUUAGUUGGUAGCAAUGGUAUCUGAAGAUUUUAAUAUGCAGUACUCGAAUCUUUUCCUGAUUUAUACGUUAAGUCAUGUGUUAUUUGCUCUUUAACUCACAAUCUUCUCAAACAUUUGUCUCCCUAACCAGGUGUUCUCCAUAUUUUCUUCAUGAGUCCAUAACCAUUUACCACUCACUCAUUGUAUUAAUAAAUUAUUGCCUACUGAUCUGAUUUCUGGCAAAUUUUACCAGUUUCCAGCUUAUGUACCUUGGCCUUUAGUUGAAUUCCACAAACUAACAUUCCCUUGCUUUCCCAUUGAGGAAAUGGUAAUAUUACUAAAGGUCACUCCAUCAUUUCUACUGUGUCCAAAGUUGUAAAUGUCAUUCUAGAAUGAUACAAAGUUACAGCUCAGAAGGCCAUUGACCUACCCUAUUCAUGCUAGCUCUUUAGUAUGGCUGUCUAAAUAAUCCUGUCUGCUUUAACUUUUAGCUUUGCAAUUUUCUCUCCUUUAAGUAUUUAUUGACUUAAAAAGAUUUAAAAAAUCUUUUAGGCAAUGUGUUCUACUGAUAUUAACUCCAUGUGUGAGUAAAGUUUCCUCAUCU
Molecule: messenger RNA, 2103 nt
Organism: Mobula hypostoma (lesser devil ray)
Lineage: Eukaryota; Metazoa; Chordata; Chondrichthyes; Myliobatiformes; Myliobatidae
Gene: dusp28
Product: dual specificity phosphatase 28
Exons: 2
Coding region: 561-1025 (154 amino acids)
Biological process (GO): protein dephosphorylation
Cellular component (GO): cytoplasm
Molecular function (GO): MAP kinase tyrosine/serine/threonine phosphatase activity
Source: RefSeq, a predicted model, not a curated record